Messenger RNA from Ziziphus jujuba (common jujube), 1567 nucleotides. Its product is annotated as transcription factor bHLH30. Gene Ontology annotation, biological process: regulation of DNA-templated transcription. The record is from RefSeq and is a predicted model, not a curated record. Bases 590 to 1333 code for a protein of 247 amino acids. Gene Ontology annotation, molecular function: DNA-binding transcription factor activity; protein dimerization activity. The transcript has 2 exons. NCBI's taxonomy places the organism in Eukaryota, Viridiplantae, Streptophyta, Magnoliopsida, Rosales, Rhamnaceae.
UAAAAGGGCCCCAAAAAAAAAGAAAAAAGACCCGUCCAUUAACUUGUCAAAAUAAACAAUUAGAAUUGGCUUUGGACGCCAGCUAGUUUUACAAUGCCCUUUGCCAUAUAGUUAAGGUUUUUUAUUUAUUUUUUAUUUUUUUAUUUUUUGUCCUUUUUGCUUAUUAUUUUUAAAUGGUUUUAUUCUUGUGUUUGAAGCUUCCAUUUCCAUACCCGCCUCGGUCAGAGAGGUUCUCUAACUCUCUCACUUAGUCUCGUUUCUCUUUUAUCACUGCAGUCAAACUCUUACUUUCGCUUUACUUUCUCUCAAUUUUCCGUUCACAUCUUCUCUGCUUCAUCUUUUUCCCCCCCUGCUACCUCCGUACUUUUAGAAAAUGUGUUCCACCCAACUCCAAACAUAAACUUAAUUUAUAUAUAAAUAUAUAUAUAUAUAUAUAUAUAUAUAUAUAUUUACAAGUGAUUUUCUUCUUCCUCACCGCUUUUUAAUCUUUUAUUCUUUUUCUCUUGGUUUAUUUAUGUAACAAUUUCUUGCUUUUUUAUUUUAUUUUUCUUAUUUUAAGGAUAUAUAUAUAUAUAUAUAUAUAUAGAGGAUGCUUCCUUUUCAGAAAUUCUACGGGUUUGAGAGCUGGUCAGGUGGACUUGUUCAACAACCAGAUUCAGUGGCCGACUUCAUGGACGGCGGUGAUUCUCUCCUCAGCUCAGCGUCGACCAAAGUGGAGGCCGCAAGAUCAGUGGAAGCAUGUAAGAGCCACAAGGAAGCUGAAAGGAGACGCAGACAGCGAAUCAAUGCCCAUCUCUCUACCCUCCGCGCUCUCCUCCCUAACACUACUAAGACUGAUAAGGCGUCGUUGCUGGCGGAGGUGGUGCAUCACGUGAAGGAGCUGAGGAAACAGGCCGCUGACGUGGCACUUCACGAUAGGUAUCUAAUAUGCGGUAAAGAAACUACUGGAACUGAGCUGGAGCCAAAGCCGUGGCCGUUCCCGGGCGAGUCGGACGAGGCGACUCUGAGUUACUGCGACGCGGGAUUUGUAAAAGCGACUUUGUGUUGCGAGGAUAGGCCGGGUUUGAAUGGAGACUUAAUGCGGGCAAUCCGUUCGGUUCGGGCCACGAUGGUGCGGGCCGAGAUGACGACUGUAGGUGGGCGAGCCAAGAAUGUGGUAGUGUUAGAAUGGGCCAGUGGUAGUGGGCAGGACGAGGUUCGGACCCUGAAACGGGCUUUGAAGGCUGUAGUGGAGAAUCGGGUGUCGGGUUCUGGGCUAGGACAGAUGGUUUCGGGGAAUAAGCGGCCUCGGGUUUAUGAGUCAUUUAGCGAAGGUGAGGAUGAACUAAUUUAACGAUUAUUUAAAUGUUUUUGUUUCUUUUAACUGUCUUUGAUGUAGGGUCAGGUGGUACAUAAGAGAAACAUGAAAGAGAAGUUAGGGGACGGUACGUUAUGUAAAAAUGUACUGAGGUUUUGUAUAUGUGGAUGAAAUGAUAUACUUUCUGGAAAAAAAGGUGCAGAUGUGCUACAAAAUGCCCAAAAGGUUUAAGGCUUUUCAAAUGCCACACUUCUGUGGAUUUUUUUGUUU